Molecule: messenger RNA, 1125 nt
Organism: Manihot esculenta (cassava)
Lineage: Eukaryota; Viridiplantae; Streptophyta; Magnoliopsida; Malpighiales; Euphorbiaceae
Exons: 5
Coding region: 147-1049 (300 amino acids)
Source: RefSeq, a predicted model, not a curated record
CACAUUGACAAACGCAGGUACCAUUUUUAGCUGUCCAAAAUUUUUUCCCCAAUCCCAAAUCGACAAUCUUUCCAACCCUUAGCAAAAAGCUAACUCGCAAAAAAAAAAAGAAAACCGACUGGAUACAAACGAGUGCAGAGGCAGCGAUGCAUCUGAAGAAGCCGUUAUGGAGCGCCGGAUUGAAUGAUAGCUCCAGGGAGGCAGAUCCUCAGGCACAGGCGUCGGCCACCGCUGUGGAGGAGUUGGUUAACUCUUUGAACAAGCAGCGCUUGUAUAGAGAGGUCACCCUCGCCCUUCGAACUAGCCUCAGAGACGCUAGCGCUGAAUUCUCCUUCCUCCGCGUCCGCGGCCUCCGCUCCCUUCUUAACUUCCUCCGAUCUGUUGUUCAGUCCGACUCCACCAUCAACCUCUUCUGCCAAACCCAAUCUAUUCCUGAACUUCAAGUGGUUCCAGUGCUGUUUCGACAUUCUCUCAAGGAUUCAGAGGAUGACAAGGUGGAAAGUUUGAAUCAUAUAUUCGGGGUAGAGCCUCUGAAUAUUACUGGUCCUUCAACGGGUGCAGAGGUUGCGCUCGCACUUCGAGUUCUGGAAGGUUGCUGUCUUCUCCACAGUGAGAGCACGGUGUUGGCUCAUAAAUACAAGGCUAUUGAGGUUUUGUUGCAUAUAUUAUCAACUAGAGGUGCAUCGGAGCAAGGUGCCUGUUUGGAUGCUCUAAUCUCAAUAAUGCUGGACUCAUCAUCCAAUCAAAUGGAUUUUGAGGUUUGUAAUGGUAUUGAGGAAGUGACAGUGCUCAUUAGAGACAAGCAAGUGGAUGAAAAUCUCAGGUUAAAAUGCGGGGAGUUCUUGCUGCUACUCAUCGGACAUGUUAAUGGGAGGGAAACGCCUCCUAUGGUUACCAUACAUGAAGACAUAAGGCGACUACUUGGUGAAAAAUCGGCUUCCUUGAUAUGGGCUGCGAGUCAAUUUGGCUCAACCCUUGACCCGGAGCAGAGGUUAACUGCCUUGCAUAUCCAAGCUCGCAGGGUGCUCGAGUCACUGGAUCUGUAUUAAUUUUGAAAACAUGGUUUUACCUCUUGAAAUUGUUUCGUCAACUGUUAGUAUUUGCUCAAAAAAAAGGUUUCCGAAA